Molecule: messenger RNA, 1375 nt
Organism: Humulus lupulus (European hop)
Lineage: Eukaryota; Viridiplantae; Streptophyta; Magnoliopsida; Rosales; Cannabaceae
Product: tobamovirus multiplication protein 2A
Exons: 7
Coding region: 234-1073 (279 amino acids)
Cellular component (GO): membrane
Source: RefSeq, a predicted model, not a curated record
UAUUACACCUCUCAAUUUCCUCUUUCGUCUCUCUCUCUCUCUCUCUCUCUCUCUCCUCUCCCGAUUUUUCUCCGAAAAAUUUUAGACCAAACAAUAAAAAAAAACAACGAUAAAAAACUUCAGAAUUUGAUAAACCCUCGGGAUCGCAGCUUCUAAUCAAGGCACAUUGAUGAAAUAGAAGAGAACAAUUUGAAUUGAUUGGUAGGUACGAAGGAUAGGAGAAUUUGUAAAGGAUGGCUUGCAGAGGAUGCUUGGAAUGCCUGUUGAAGCUUUUGAACUUCUUGAUGACCCUUUCGGGUUUGGCUAUGGUGGGUUAUGGAAUCUACUUGCUAGUUGAGUACAAAAGGUCUACUGAUGACACCCAAAUGCUAUCACCUGUUGGAGGCGAUAAUAGUUUGAUACAAUUUGGCAGACCAUUGCUGGCUGUGUCGCUCUCCGCUAACAUUUUUGAUAACUUGCCCAUAGCUUGGUUCAUUUACUUAUUUAUUGGAAUUGGGGCAAUUCUCUUUGUCAUCUCCUGUUUUGGCUGUGUUGGAGCUGUAACUCGGAAUGGCUGCUGCUUGAGUUGUUAUUCAGUCUUGGUGGUUCUAUUGAUCUUGGCAGAGCUUGGAUGUGCAGGCUUCAUUUUCUUUGACAAAAGCUGGGAAGAAGAAAUCCCAACUGACAAAACUGGAGACUUCGACAAAAUAUAUGCUUUUCUGAAAGAGAAUUGGAAAAUUGCCAGAUGGGUUGCUCUUGGGGCUGUUGUUUUUGAGGCUGUGCUUUUCAUGUUAGCCCUUAUCGUGAGGGCAGCAAACAGGCCAGUUGAGUAUGACAGUGAUGAUGAACUCAUUGCCCCAAGGCAACAAAUCCGACAACCGUUGAUCGGUAGACCACCAGUUCCAGUGACAGGGGUACCUGUUUCUGGUAACCUCGAUCAGCGUCCAAGCAGAAAUGAUGCUUGGAGUACUCGCAUGAGGGAAAAGUAUGGGCUUGAUACUACUGAGUUUACAUACAAUCCAAAUGACUCAAGUAGAUUCCAGCAAGCUACCAAUCAACCAACAGAAGAAAGGAGUCGCUGUGCCAUCAUGUGAGAGCUUUAGAUUUCAACCAAAAGUCGGAUCAAUGCGACCAUGGUGUGUAACCUCAAGCUUCUCAGAAUUCCCAGAAUUCCCUUCAUCGAGUUUGUGUAGAACAGAAAACUCUCGAGUCUUUUUAAUGUAUCGGUGUGUAUAAUUGUGUUGUUACUUUGCUGGAGUCAGUUUGAGUAUAGUUUGUUAUUCAAGUGGAUUCCACUUUGAGCAUAGUUUUAUUGACCGAGCUAUAAAAUAUCAGGUGCAUUUAUGAGACAUAAAACCGAUUUGAGAACGUGUUUAAUUGAACAUCAUUUGUUUUU